This is a messenger RNA of Didymodactylos carnosus, 1383 nucleotides long. Lineage: Eukaryota; Metazoa; Rotifera; Eurotatoria; Philodinida; Philodinidae. The record is from the annotation of a GenBank genome assembly.
AUGCAUUCUACGUUCAAUUUUCUUGUAUUUUUCAUAUCUGCAUAUCUAUUAGCAACUGUUCACUUAGAAAAAAUAUUUGAUAAAAGCAAAUUGGUUCAAGUUAAAAUUUUUUCAAAUGUUGCUGAAGUACAACGUUCAUUAAAAUCAACAGAAUUACCAUUGAGUUUUUCCGAAGAUGAAUGGAAUGAUAUACGUUCGAGUACAAUAACAUUAUUAAACAAUAAUAUUAAUAUUAAAUCACAAACUACUGUUAAAUCAAAACAAUCAAUAAAUAAUCAAUUAGUUUAUGUUCGAAAGCCAACGUCAGUUGGCGGAGCAUACGAAAUGGUGACUUGUCGAAUGGUUGAUGAAACAAAAAAUCUUGUACAACAACUUAAUACAGGUCGAUAUUAUAUUGUUAGUAAUGAACAAAUUGAAUAUGUAGAUAUUCCAUUAAUAAAAAAUCAAUAUCUUCUUGAUUUUACAUUUGAUAAAGAAUUACCGUUAGAUGAACUUGUUCAUAUUAGUUAUUUACGCUCGAAUUUAUCAUGGAGAUCACGUUAUAAUUUACAAUUAAAUGGAUCACAAUCUGUUUUAACUAGUUAUGGUGACAUUCAUAACAAUGCUUCCUACAAUAUUGAAAUAAAUAAAUUAACAUUAUUAACGGGUUCUAUUAGUAUGUAUACAGAAUGUUUAGACCGUUACAAACUAUAUGAUGAUUUUAACAGACAUUCAUUAGCAACUUAUGCGGAUGUUAAACCCCUUGUUUGUUUACCAAAUACAAAGCCGUUUGUAUUUACAAUUAAUGAACCAUUUAUAAUAGAAUCAAAAGCGCAUUUUCUGGUACCUAUAUCACACACUUAUGUUGAUGUUCAAUGUUAUAAUUCAUUAAAAAAAGAUAGAUUUUCAUUUGUAACAAAUCGUGGAAAUAUGGAACGUUCAUGUAAACUAUUAAGUAAAUUUAAUUAUCUACCAAAAGGAAAUCUAGUUAUACGUGAAAAUGAAAAAAUUUUGGGUGAAUUAAUGUUCUCAGGUGAUAUACAUCCAAAUGAUUCAUAUAAUUUUGUUCUUGGUAUGGAUCCCGAUGUUACCUAUGAAGAAGAAAUUAUUCCAAUAGGCGUUGCAACAGUUAAUAAAUCAAACACAGAUUCGUACAUGUCAUAUAAAAAUAGAAAAACAAUAUAUCAAGUUAAUGGUAAAAUAAGAAAUUUUAAAAAUUUUGAAAUUAAUGUUGAGUACAUAAUAAACGGUGAUAUGUUUAGCGGUUAUUCUGGUAUGAAAAUUCUUAAAACAGAUACAGGACAUAUUGAUUUGUCAGGAAUCUCUAUGAAAUUUGUUAUACCUGCUGAGCAAGAAAAAGAAUUUAGUUAUACAAUACAGAAUGAUUAUGGAUAUGGAUAUUAA